This is a messenger RNA of Cladocopium goreaui, 3078 nucleotides long. NCBI's taxonomy places the organism in Eukaryota, Dinophyceae, Suessiales, Symbiodiniaceae. The record is from the annotation of a GenBank genome assembly.
AUGGCCAUUCCUCCAAAGGCAGUUGAUCACAUCACCAAGAUCAUGGCUUCUGAUUUGGGGCCCUUGCAGAAGUGGAAAUCCAUCAAGGACAUGCUGUUGGAGUGUGGGGUUGCCUAUGUGGCUACUGCAAAGGCAACAGCUUUUGUUGUUCACCCCAAGAACCGAAGUGGUGCCCUCAUUAGCCCACAUGGUUGUCACCGCAAAGGCUUGCAGAUCAUGAAAGCUGGUGCUGACAUCAGCUUGUUGGGGAACAGUGUUUGCAUAGAGCUGAGCCCCAAUAUGGCUGAAAGGCAAAAACAAAUAGAUCCUUUUGAGAAGCUGGUUGCUUCCACACCUUUGCUGUCCCCUUUGCUGGGCACUGAGAGGUAUGCAUCUCUCAGCAGUGGGCAUACAUGCCAAUUUGUGAAGGCCCUUGUGCAUGGGUGCCCAACCUGUGAAGAAGAUUUGGCAGGCACUAAUGGCAAGCUUGGAGCACAUGUGUGGCAGUCUGACAGGGACUUGAAAACUAUGGUUGAAGCUGGGUGGGAGUGGCUAGUGCUGCCACACACUGUGGAAGCACAAUUUCCACAGCUUCCAGAACUCACCCAGCAUGCCCUCAACUGCCCCAACUCAAUCUUUGCCUCCCAAUCAGAAAUGGAAUUGGCAUCUUCAAUUUGGGAUGCUGUAUCAAGCAACCCCCAAAAGGAAGUGAACUGGGAUGAGGUGUCCAUGCAUUGUUGUACAGGGGGCAAUGUCCAAGAUUAUGCCAAAACAAUUGGGAAGUUUGUCAAGCUCUACUCUGGUAAUGGCCAGCUACUUGAUUUCCUGAAUGUCUUCAGCAAAGAGUUUGGAGAGAAUGCUGUCCUUGGAAUAGAAUUCUUUUCCUCUGUUGUUGACAUGGUGAUCAACAAUGUGGACCUGUUCCCAUUCCUGCGAUGUGGCCUCAUUGUGACCAACCUGACCUGUGGCAAAGCUAGGUGUGUUGAUGGCUUUGCUAGGCUGCUCACCAAAAGUGAUGUAGAGAGGUGCAAGGGAACAAAGCUUAGGCAACAAGUUCAAGAUGCUGAGAGCUUGCUGCAAUCUAAGUGGGGGGAGGUGUUUGCAGCCCCACAAGAGAAGAAGCACAUCUACUACAAGGCUUUUGGUAAGUGCUGCAUCAGGGCAAUCCUUUUGCUUACUGGCAAAUGGAAAAUGGGCAGAGAAAACAAAGAAUACAAGGACAUUGAAAGCAUCAAGGGUGCUUAUGACAAUGAGCUUGCUUCAUCCACACCCACAGCGCAGUUGCUAGUGACAAGCCAAGCAAGCCAACCCAGCCAGUCAAGCAAGGCAGUGGAUCUCCAGCAAGCAAAAAACCCAAUGUUUUUGGCAAUGCAAAGCAUAGAACUCAAAAUAGGAAACUUUUACAACCACAAGGACUUGCCACACAUUUUCCUACUGAAAGAAAUCAAUGCAGACCACCUUGUUUUGGAGGCACAGGAGCUCUUUGAAAAUACAAAAAAAACAAUCACAGUGCAGGAUAUCAAGGUCACAAAGGAACUCAAACCCUCAAAGGGGAAGGCACCUGCAUUAAUUGCUGAUGAUGCAGCAAAGUUGACCCCUACUUUGGUUUGCAGAGAGGAAAAUGACAGGGCUUACAUCUAUGGUGUGUUGUUUAGCAUGUGCAAGUCCUACCACAAGAAAGUGUUGAUCCAGGAGGACCCUGUCAAGAGGAUCUACACUGAUGGCCAGGCCAAACAACAUGAUUUGACUAUGGUCCCCAUGACUGACAAGGUUGACAAGAUUGUCUUGAAGUCGCCUGGCCAGCUGUCCAAGUUUGCAAAGGUCUCCUAUGGGGGCACUGAGUGGUACAUCUUGCCACCCAAGCCUUGGAAAUGUGUUGAUGGGACAUGCACUGGUUUGGUUGUUCCCUUUUGGGUGGCAUGUGGCACCAUGGUCAAGGAGGAUUCCAACAUGGCAUUUGAGAUGAAGGAUGUCAAGGGCUUGAAGGUUCAGGUUCUCUCCAACCCCAAGCAGCUGCCUGCCAAGACUAUGCUCUCAGUAGUGGAUCCUAGUGCUGCUCACAGUAGCAAGGGCAAGGGUAAGAGUGCCAAAAGGGUAGACCCCAAAGCAAGGCCUACCAUCAAAGACUCUGUGGGCUACAGGGCUCUGGUGGAGAAAAGGAAUGCAAAGGUCUUUGCUGCACCUCAUGAUGCCCUCUUUGGGCAGGAAGAAGCUGGUGAGCCAACAGAUGACUUGGUGAUUGACUAUACCCAUGACAAUGUCAACAUGUUCUUCUACUACAUGCAGGAGUCUGGUGUCAAGAUCACUACUGAGGGAGAAGGCAAAAGACCUUAUUCUAGGACUGGCAAGCACAGCAAGACUGCUGAUAAGCCAGCUGGCCAUGCUGAUAAGGAUGUGGAUCUCAAUGAUCCAUCAUACAACUGUCCUCACACUUUGUUCAUUUGGUUUGAUCCCAUUUUGAAGCUGUGGUUUGUGUCAACUCAGCCCAUCAUGGACAUUGGCAAGGGUUCCCCUGAAUGGGAUGAAGUUGCCAUAUUGGCUUGCAUGGAUGUUGACAUGGAGACAGUUUGGGCACCAUGGAACAAUGAGCAGGCUGCCAGACUCAAAGUGGAGUUUGGUCAGACUCAUGAGUCUUUGAAGGCUCAGGCUCUUGAGACCAAGCUCAAGGAAGCUGAGGCAAAGCUGGAGAAGUGGCAGGAGUGGUGGCACCAUGGGGGUUCCAAUGAUUUGGUUGAGGGACCUCCAUCUUGCCCUCCACCACCACCUAAGGCUGCUCAGCCAGGUCAAGGGUUGAAGAGGCCCAGGAUUGAUGAGGCAACAUACCAUAAGGCUGGUGUGUUGCCUCCUCCACCUCCUCCAGUGCCUGGUUCAACUGAGAAGCCUGAAAGGGCAUCAGGAUCUAAGGGUGACACUGAGAAGGUCAGCUACUCAUGGAAAUCUAGAUCUGUUGCCUUGGUGGCCUCGCUUGAGAUGAAAUUGCCAGUUCGCAUGGGCUAUUUGGUCAAUAAGUUCAAAGAAAACGAGCAAUUCAUGGGCAUGCUCAAUUUGCACAAGGAGGCUAUGGAGAGAUUUGGCACUGAUGCCAAGUAUGACUACUGA